This is a messenger RNA of Chlamydomonas reinhardtii, 617 nucleotides long. RefSeq lists its product as uncharacterized. The record is from RefSeq and is a predicted model, not a curated record. Lineage: Eukaryota; Viridiplantae; Chlorophyta; Chlorophyceae; Chlamydomonadales; Chlamydomonadaceae. Bases 197 to 424 code for a protein of 75 amino acids. The transcript has 4 exons.
UACUCUGGGCCCGGCAGGCUUCUGUCAAUCACGGCAGCUUGAGUUUUUUAAAGUUGCACAAACGCCCUGAGUCUGAAUCAAUUAUUACAAGGCCGAACAGGAAUCACCUAAAACAAUGCUUCCACUGCCUUUCAUCGCUUUCCUAGGCGCGUUGUCUCUCUUUCACUGUUCGGAGUUUUUGCUUGCGGCAGUAUAUAUGCGACACGAGCUUUCAUGGAACUCCUGGCUCUUCAGCAGGCCGUACACUGUUGCCAUGGGGUUCGCCAUACUCGAGUACAGCGUGGAGGCUUUGCUCGUGCCGGGCCUCAAAGUGGGCACCGGCGGCAUGGGUUACUUGCCAUGGCUAGGCGUCGUGCUGAUCGUUCUUGGCGAGGGCAUCCGCAAAGUCGGCAUGUUGAUUGAGUCAUGCUUUGCAGACAGCUAGCCUUGGACAGAUUUACCUUCAGCCGCAAUGGCACACCCGCAAGGCCCAGGGGUUGACAUGACCCUUCCUGCCUUGCCGUUAUUCGGCUGUUUGACUGUGUGCGUGCUGCUUGCUAGCAACCUGCCUAGCCUGUCCUGGCAUCGAGCAUACCGAUGACGAGCCGAGACCGAUGCUGCCAUGGCGAAACGGUGCU